Molecule: messenger RNA, 3686 nt
Organism: Bufo bufo (common toad)
Lineage: Eukaryota; Metazoa; Chordata; Amphibia; Anura; Bufonidae
Gene: GSK3A
Product: glycogen synthase kinase 3 alpha
Exons: 11
Coding region: 181-1449 (422 amino acids)
Biological process (GO): protein phosphorylation; negative regulation of TOR signaling; negative regulation of canonical Wnt signaling pathway
Cellular component (GO): nucleus; cytoplasm; cytosol
Molecular function (GO): protein serine/threonine kinase activity; ATP binding
Source: RefSeq, a predicted model, not a curated record
CGGGCAUUGUGGUCCGGGGCGGUGUUUCCUGUGAUUGGUUGGAGCCAGCUACGGACUCGGUUUCCCAGAGAGCUGCUGAAAGCGGCCUGGAGCCCCGGGGGCUGAGUGUGUGUGGCGGCCGCGGGGAGGGAGCCGCCGAGCUCGGCCACCAUUCAGCGUUUGUGCGCUUCGCUCCUCAGCAUGAGCGGCGUCAACCGGACCCGGAGCGACGUCUUCGGUGACCAAGUUCCGUCUGGAGCUGGGAAGGGUCCCGGAGGAGCUACGGGGGGCGCCUCGUCUGUGCCUGCGGGCUUCAGCGCCAUCAAACUGGGCAGGGAUAAUGGAAAAGUGACGACGGUGGUGGCUACUCCAGGGCAGGGCCCGGACCGUCCGCAGGAAGUGUCCUACACCGACAUCAAAGUCAUCGGUAAUGGCUCCUUCGGUGUGGUGUACCAGGCGAGGCUCGUGGACUGUGGAGAAAUGGUGGCAAUAAAGAAAGUCCUGCAGGACAAGAGGUUCAAGAACCGGGAGCUGCAGAUCAUGCGCAGACUGGAUCACUGUAACAUCGUGCGGCUGCGAUACUUCUUCUACUCCAGCGGAGAGAAGAAAGAUGAAGUUUAUUUAAACCUGGUCCUUGAUUUUGUCCCAGAAACAGUUUAUCGCGUCGCACGGCAUUUCGCGAAAGCCAAAUCCACGCUGCCGUCCAUCUAUGUGAAGGUGUACAUGUAUCAGCUAUUCCGGAGCCUCGCUUACAUCCAUUCUCAAGGCGUCUGCCACAGGGACAUCAAACCUCAGAACCUGCUGGUCGAUCCUGACACAGCAGUGCUGAAGCUGUGCGACUUUGGCAGCGCAAAACAACUGGUACGAGGCGAGCCCAACGUUUCCUACAUCUGUUCCCGCUAUUACAGGGCACCGGAGCUAAUAUUUGGAGCCACCGAUUAUACUGCGAAUAUCGACAUCUGGUCAGCAGGUUGUGUCCUGGCGGAGCUUCUCCUCGGCCAGCCCAUCUUCCCUGGGGACAGUGGAGUCGACCAGUUGGUGGAAAUUAUAAAGGUGCUAGGAACUCCGACCCGGGAACAAAUCCGAGAGAUGAACCCAAACUACACAGAAUUCAAAUUCCCACAAAUCAAAGCACAUCCCUGGACGAAGGUCUUCAAGCCCCGCACCUCUCCAGAAGCCAUUACAUUGUGCAGCCGGCUCCUGGAGUACACCCCGGACACCCGCGCCUCCCCUCUACAAGCCUGUGCACACUCCUUCUUUGACGAGCUUCGUGACCCCAACACGCGUCUCCCGAGCGGCAGGGAGUUGCCUCCCAUCUUCAAUUUCAGCUCUGUAGAGCUCUCCAUCGAGCCCUCGCUGAACACCGUCCUCAUACCUCCUCACCUGCAGCAGACUCAUUUGCAAGGUGAAGGGCGAACUGGACCAGACAGACUCAAAACCAGCGACGUAGCAGAGCUGAGCACCUCCUGAGGAGCGCUGCUUGUCCCCUCCCUCGGCCUUCCCGUUUUCCUCUCCCUUCCCGGCUGACAUCUUACACGUGUUGUGUGGGAGCCGAGCUCGGUUCUUGAGGAUCACGUUCUUCUCUUCUGCUCCGGUCAAUGACUUUCGGUGACUCCUGCUGGCUAUCCUCCCCAUCUCAAGACUAUUGGUCAGAAGUCAUGGAUCCCUCUGCCUGUAGCACUGUAGAGCGCAGCUCUGGAUACCUCCAAGCAUUGCUGUGAAGGUCGGGGCCGGGACACCUUAGUGCUGAUCUCCUCCCCGGCAGGUUUCUUGCAGACUCUGCUCAUCUUGUAAAGUGUUUAGUUUUUUUUUUGAACUGGGCAAAGGUGCAAACUGGUCUCCCCCCCGCCCCCCCCCCCCCCCCUGCCCCCGAUGUAUUAUUUUAUGUCGUCCUCAUUGCUAAGCGUUCAUCAUCCUGGGACCCUCUCUGAUAGAGGCUCCCCCUAAUGUAGCAUAAAGCUCCGUCUGCAGCCAGUCACUGGGAGCCGCCAUCACGCUGGGGAGGUAGAAACCACUUAAUACUUGACUCCUUGUGCUGCUGUUUGAGGGGAGGGGGUGACUGAUGGGGGCGCAGCAGGAGACCUCAGAACCUCGCCAUUACCUCUUACUGCACCCCAGGAGUUUAUUCCUAUGGGGUGUCCUCUGGAUCACGGUAAUAAAGAUGGAAGCUUUCUAGAGCAGGGGGCAUGCCCUGGGUUCCUGCAUUCUGUGGGCUCCAGAACCCUACGUAGCUCAGACUCCUUGUGUCAUAGCUGUGCACACCCUGGGCCACUACUACUCCCAGCAGGCCUUAUGGACACAGCCAAUGGCAAAGGCCUGUAGAUUAUAUUUAGUUUGACGCUCUAAUGCUGCGUGGCUCUGUACACGAGCUCAGAGUACCCUUCACUGUAAGGUGCACCCGCGGGUCCUCCCCAUGUGUACCGGGUGUAUACGUCACCUGUAAAGGCUUUUAAUGGAUGUUUUAUCUUCUGUCCGUGGGACCGGGCGUCUGUGCCACCGGAUAGAAGGCGGUUUUUAAGGUUCUGUUGGUUGUAGGAAACCUCGUCUGAUGAAUGUUCUGUCAAGCAGCUGGUUUUAUAGCGCCUGGUGCUCGUGGCACUUUAUGCCGUUCAGGGGUCAGGGGAGGGGGGGGGGGUGAUACCAAAGGGGCCCUGACCCCAGGGGUUAGGAUUGGGUUACAAUGCAGUAAUCAUAGAGUAAGAAAACAUGGCUGCUUCUAAAACCUGGAGAGUCGGCAUUUCUGUAAUAAGGUGACCGUGUUUGUGGUCUGGCGCCCCGUUAAUGUGGCGUCAUUUCUCUCUGGUGGUCAGAUUUGGGUCGUAGCCGCAGUUUGUCACAUGGGUCGUCUCCUCUUGGUUGGCAGAACAUUGCAUCAUUGACACGCCAUUAUGUGGCCACUUACCUCCUGAGGUCAAAUCAGAACUGUCAGAAGUUGCCGCCAUUGGCCUGGACCACGACCUUCUCAGAUGUCUCUGCAGCGCCCCCUGGUGUUCCAGAACCUGCACUUAGCAGUCCACUAUUUGGGAUGUUUGCCGCUUGUCCAUCCUGAUCCUUCGUGGGGUUGACCCUUCUUAGCAUUGUAACGCAGGAGAGUAAGCUCGGCCAUGAUGUCUGCAGGAUCUGGUGCAUCUCGGCCCUUAACCCUCCUCCCGCUGUCCGCCAUCUUUUACUGUAGGUUUCCGUUUAAGUCCGCGCGCGGUCCUGCUGCAGCACACGUCGCUUGUCCCCAUCACGACCAGUAGAACAUUUUAAUUUUUUAAGUUUCCCAACACAAUAACUUAAAUCCUGUUGAUUUUUAUAUUUUUUUUCCUCUGCUUCCAUCUUGGAAUCUGCGCCGGCCUUCUCUCUUGUAAAUAUAUAUAUUUCCGCGUCGUACAAAUUCUUGUCUCGGAGAAGAUGUAGCCGUUGAUUCUUGUAAAUAUGUUCAUUUGUUUUAUUUUUUUUCUUAAUGAAGAUGUUGAGUUGACCUUGAUUCAUUUUUUCCCUCUUCCGAUUGCCACCAUUUUUAGCCCCCCUUUUUUUUUUUUUCCCCUCCCCGUACAUUCCCCUCUUCCUUCUCCUCCCUUUUUAAUUCCUGUUUUAGAAUUGAGACGUGAAUACUGUAUUGUUGUAGAACAUAACGCCAGGAUGUAGUAUGGCGGCUCCGCUCAGUGGCCGCCGUGGUUUCUGGAAAUGUACAGCAAUCUUCAAUAAAUUAUUGGCAUGAA